Molecule: messenger RNA, 642 nt
Organism: Juglans microcarpa x Juglans regia
Lineage: Eukaryota; Viridiplantae; Streptophyta; Magnoliopsida; Fagales; Juglandaceae
Product: acetylserotonin O-methyltransferase-like
Exons: 3
Coding region: 1-570 (189 amino acids)
Biological process (GO): methylation
Molecular function (GO): S-adenosylmethionine-dependent methyltransferase activity; O-methyltransferase activity
Source: RefSeq, a predicted model, not a curated record
AUGGACUCAUCCCAGGUGGAUAUAGGCAUUACUUCACGUGGACUUGCUGUUGGAGCAACUGCCUUUAACGGGCUUAACAGUUUGGUGGACGUGGGUGGAGGCAACAGAAUGACUUUGCAGUUGUUGGUUAAGUCGUAUGAAUGGAUUCGAGGCAUCAACUUUGAUCUUCCCCAUGUUGUCUUUGAUGCGGCAGAGUUCCCCGGAAUUGAACAUGUCGGAGGUCACAUGUUUCCAAGUGUUCCAAAGGCUGAUGCUACUUUCCUAAUGUGGGUUCUGCAUGAUUGGGGAGACAACGAAUGCAUCCAAAUCCUGAAAAAAUGUAGAGAAGCUUUUCCGGAGGACAAAGGGAAGGUGAUAAUCGUUGAGGCAGUAAUUGAUCAAGAAGCAAAAAUAUCGGACAAACUAACAGAUGCGAGGUUGGCGCUAGACAUGAGAAUGAUGGCUCAAACUACAACGGGUAAAGAGAGAACUUUAGAGGAGUUGGGACUUGUUCUUGGGAAGGUAGGAUUUUGCAGGUGCAGGUCGAAAUCCAUUCGUGCUAUGCAAUCUGUAAUUGAGGCAUUUCCUUAAAUUCAUAUAUAUAGUAAGUCAAGGAAUGUGCCUGGUUCUCUAGUCUUUACGAGUGUUCUAAUUUUCUUUCAG